UUUUUUUGAUGUUUUCUAAGCCAACAGUAUAGAGAGCUCGAACCUAGAAGUGACAGUUUCCAGAAAUGGACCCACUGUUCAAAAAGGCACUGCAGCGAACCCUGGUUUUCUUUUUAUUUCUCUUUCCCAGCGCUUGGUUAUUUUUGCAAGUGGAGAACACGGAAGAAGAAGAGCAAGAAGCAAAGUAUCAGUUGUUGCACUCCCUACACGAAUUCAUGAUAUCUAAAUACAACAUAACCACCGAAGAGUUCAUUAACUUCUCUCGUAUCGCACAUGAGGCCUUAAGUGAUCCGAAACCCAAGUGGACCUUUUCGUCUGCCCUCGACUUUGUGUUUCAAGCUUGGUCAACCAUAGGUUAUGGAUACAUCACUCCUCAGACGCGCUCAGGCAGAAUGUUGUGCAUCAUUAUUUGUUUAUAUGGGAUUCCUAUCACCCUACUCUUGUUAAAAUCCAUUGGGGAACUGAUUGCCAGCCGCGUCAAUACUGUAGUCGAACGUUUCGAAAAGAGAUUCUUUAAUACAUUGGAGCCAAAACAUGUUCAAACUAAGACUGCUGUUUUUUUGGUAUCGUCGAUGAUAUUGGUGAUGACGGCAUAUGGAACUUUGGUACCAUAUUUUGACAAUUGGACCUUUGACGAAGGAGUAUAUUUUUCUUUUAUAACAUUUUCCACAAUCGGUUUUGGGGACUAUAUCUUGCGUACUAAGCCUAUAAACAAAAGUAUUGAGAGGUUAUUUUCGAAAAACUCUCCAGGGCAGGAAGGAAGCAAAUAUAGAGAAGUUGACUCAGAGGAGAUUAUUUACUCAGUUAUCUUCAAUGUGUUGGUGACAUUGUGUACUAUGUUAAAUCUGUGUGUGGUAUCUGGUGUUAUUAAUUCCAUUAUGACUGCCUUGGAAGAAAUGAAAAAUUACUACGCCCGGUGUGCUAGAUGCCUUAAUCGAAAAACUCAGAAUCACAUUGGCACGGGGUUAGCCAGUGGUUCCCAGCGAGAAGAAGAAGAAGAAGAAGAAGAAGAAGAAGAAGAAAUGAAACACUCAAAUGUUCAAAAUAUGGAGGGCAAUCCAUAACUGACGUUUACAGAAAUGAAAUAAUGUAAGCAAGAAGUCUCUCCAUAGGUGAAGCCUGUUUUGUCACCAGUCUUUCCCGCUACGUGUAUGGAAUUGAGAGAGAGGGCAUACGCGGAGCGUCUUAUACGCAUAUACGCACGUGCGUACUUGA
Molecule: messenger RNA, 1215 nt
Organism: Stylophora pistillata
Lineage: Eukaryota; Metazoa; Cnidaria; Anthozoa; Scleractinia; Pocilloporidae
Product: potassium channel, subfamily K, member 16-like
Biological process (GO): potassium ion transmembrane transport; stabilization of membrane potential
Cellular component (GO): plasma membrane
Molecular function (GO): potassium ion leak channel activity; outward rectifier potassium channel activity
Source: RefSeq, a predicted model, not a curated record